Staurois parvus is the source of this 344-nucleotide messenger RNA. The record is from the annotation of a GenBank genome assembly. Lineage: Eukaryota; Metazoa; Chordata; Amphibia; Anura; Ranidae.
AUGGGGCCCCCGGGCAAUAGGGGAUCAUGGGGCCCCUGUGUCCUUGCCCAAACUCAAAAAAGCCUAUGAAAAAGGUACCAGGGGCAUCUCAUGGGGCCCCCUACUGACCCCGGGCCCUCGGGCAGUGCCCGAGUUUCCAAAUGGUCAGUCCGCCCCUGAGGGAUAUAUACAGAAUUUAUAAUAGCUACAGUAAUUGCUUUGGUGCUAUGCUGAUGCUUGUAGAUAUAACUAUAGCUAUAAGGAAUUCUGACUUUUCUAUAGUUCAUUUCUGCAUGCUUGUUUUUAUAGUUUUAGAUAGAAGGUUUAUGACUUCUUUCAAGUUUCUAUUGCUGUCUAUGUCCCCA